CCAAAUUGGAAGCAGAAAUCGAAGGCAGCAUUGAACAUCACAGAAGUAAGACAGGGUGCCUAAAAUAACAACCCACUGACAAAAUUAAAGAAAGGAAAGUAACCCACUGACCAAUCGGGUAAACAGAAGAAACCUACUGACCAAUCAUGUCGAGGGAAAUAGCAGCAGUUAGUUUGGGAAUUCUGGGACUUGGUCUAACAUAUAUCAGCUAUAAAAUAUUCACCAGUGAUUCAUCUGUGGCAAAACCAAGUACUUUUUUUGGCAAAAGGAAAAUUAAACCUGUUGCACUAAAAAGGAAAGAUAAGCGUUUUGACAAAGUGGGGAAAACAGUAUGUGAGAAAAUUAAAACUAUUGAAACUCAAUGCUUCAAAGGAGUAAACAAUGCAUUGAGUCUAGGUGUCAAAGACAUAGAUAAAUUGAAGAGUAGGCUUGUAGCUAGAUGGUUGAUUAAUGAAGAGGACACCUCCGACCUUGUAACGUUGACCGAUAUUCUGAUGACUUUGAGACACAAUGGUGUUCUCGGCCCUACCAAUUACCUGGAGAAUGUGACAAUUAUACUUCAAGACAUUGGAAUAGGACUGAAUCAAAAAUCAAAGGAGCUGUUAAAUAUCCUCAGGGAUGGUGUCAUUGACCACAUUGAAGCAGACAUUCAGAAUCAGAACAAAACGGCUUGGGAUUCGGACAGCAAAAAGAUAGAUAUAUAUGUUCUGUAUUCCCAGGAUGAUUUUGACAUGGCCCAAACCUUUCAACAAAACAUUUACAGAUAUGUAAGUACCAAAGACGUGAAUGUUGUCCUGAUGGAUGAUGUGGGACAUGGGAUGACUAUAUUCCGAGCAUUUGAACAGGGAUUGAAGUCCUCAAUAUACACUUUCGUAUUAGUAACAGAAACCUUCAUUAAAGAUGAAGUGAAGAAGUUUCUGGCAGGAACUGGCUUGAUUGAAAACCUUCAAAGUUCUGCUAGGUUAUGGAGACUUGUACCAGUAUGGAUGGACUCUGGUAUAAAUGAGUCAGGAAAAUGUCCACUGGAGUUUGCUAUGUUGCAGGGUUUGCGCUAUGAUAGGUUUUUGGAAAAUAAGGGAGAGAUAACAGUUUUCAAAAAUAUUGACAGGCUUCUUAAAAAGGGUAGGAAAAGAGAAAUGGAUGAGGGUCUGAGAGAAGAAAUGGUGGAAGGUGACUAAGUGCUUCUCAUCUUGGUUGCUGUAUACAGAGUUAUAUCACAGCAGUGUUAUUUCCGCAAUUAACAUGUUAUGGUAAUUUAUCGUAAAUCCAAAGGUUUCAACAGCACUGUUGACAUUGGUUUGUCCAAUAACAAAAUAAACCUAACAAUCAUGAAAUUGGAUAUUUAUUUGAUUCAAACAUAUUUGUUGACGCAAAAUUGAGAAGAGGAUCAGGUACAAGUUAUUCCCACUUAUCUAUGUCUUUUCCUCUAACACAAAUUCAGCAUGGUACAUGCAGUCUAGUGGUAAGACGCCCGUUUUUUUACCGAAUGGUUGCGGUUCCAGUCAUGGCACUGUGUUGUAUCUUUGAGGAAGAUACUUUACUCCGCUUGUUCCAAUCUACACAGCUGUGAAUG
This is a messenger RNA of Mizuhopecten yessoensis (Yesso scallop), 1573 nucleotides long. RefSeq lists its product as uncharacterized. The coding region runs from base 147 to 1178 and encodes 343 amino acids. NCBI's taxonomy places the organism in Eukaryota, Metazoa, Mollusca, Bivalvia, Pectinida, Pectinidae. The transcript is spliced from 2 exons. The record is from RefSeq and is a predicted model, not a curated record.